AUGCAGUGGACCCGCUUUUGCCAUGACAUCACCAGGACCUCCCUCAAGGGCCCCCAGCAGCAACACUGCCUGGAGGCGCUUGCUGAGGCUGCUGUGCCACUUGCCCCUGUCACUGAAGCCAUCAAUACAAUAUGGGUGAAGCUGAGCCAGCUGGAAGAAGGGUACCAGCCAGCUGCCCGCAUCUUCCAGUGUGCAACCUGCCGCCUUGUGGACUGCCAGUUCCCCCUUGACUGCCCAGUUCAAGAUGUGUGGGUCCAUGAGGAUGAAGCCAUCACACUGCACUGUGAUGUGCCCUUUGCUGUCCCUCCAGACCUGCCCAUUACCUGGAUGUUUGCCAAGGAUAUACGCACACAGGACCUAGCACUGUUUGAGGAACUGCAGGAGAGUUUGGGGGAACCUCCCAGCCUGACCCUCCAGGACCCCACCCUAGGAACCAUUGCCUGUCGCCUGGGGGCCCCGUCUGAGACCCUGGCCCGCAAGUACUUCUACCUCAAUGUUACGCAGUGCCUUCUACCUCUUGCUUGUGUUCUGGUCUUGGCUGCCCCAGGUCUCUCCAUGCCUAAGCAAACCCUAAACAUCUUCAAGAAAACUCUCUCCAACACUUCGGCAAGUGCUCUGAAGAAAACCAGUUGGCCCAAAGACUGCAGCGAGCUUGUCUCUGGCAGCCCCAGUGGCAUUUACAUAAUCCAGCCCACAGGUCUCCACCCCAUCAAGGUGUACUGUGAAAUGAAUGUGACAAACGGGGGCUGGACGGUCAUCCAGAGGAACCAGAAAGACACAGCUGUCACCUGGGCUGAGUCCUGGAGCACCUAUAAAUAUGGCUUUGGGAACGUGCGCAGUGAGUACUGGCUGGGCACCGAGUACAUUCAUCAGAUUGCCAAGCAGAAGGUCUACCAGGUCAGAUUUGUCAUCUGGGAUACCAAAAAUAACAUCAAAUUUGCAGACUACAACCUCUUCAGUGUGGAAGAUGAGUCCCAUGGCUACCGGUUGAGGCUGGGCUCCUACACAGGGACAGCAGGGGAUGCCAUGGACUCAAACAAUCCCAGUAAUGUGCACAACAACAUGAAAUUUUCCACAAAAGACAUGGAUCAAGACACUUCAAGAAAGAACUGUGCAUCCCACUCUGGGGGUGGGUGGUGGUACUCGGCAUGUUAUUCUGUACGGCUGAAUUUCAAGGGUGGCAUGACAUGGGGUAGCCUGUGUAAAGGGGACUGCAAAUCCUCCCUUAUCCUCAUCAAACCAGCUCCUUACCACUAGCAUUAUUUUGCACUUUCACAUGGCCAGAUCAGUGCUCUGCUGGGCCACUCUUUAUUGGCUGAGGGCUGGGGGUGAAUAGGGGUGUUCCAGCAUAUCAAAAGACCUUUUAUUUUUUCCUCUUCUCCUGAAAAGUAAUGAU
This is a messenger RNA of Oxyura jamaicensis (ruddy duck), 1396 nucleotides long. Its product is annotated as fibrinogen-like protein 1-like protein. The transcript is spliced from 7 exons. The record is from RefSeq and is a predicted model, not a curated record. Lineage: Eukaryota; Metazoa; Chordata; Aves; Anseriformes; Anatidae. Bases 1 to 1257 code for a protein of 418 amino acids.